UGUUAACAGAAGGACUUGUAUUUUUCUUGAUUUUUCCCUACAUUUACCCCUAUGAAAACCUUGCAAGAGGUAAAUAUGCCUGGCAGGAAUUCCCCUACAGUAAUAUGUCUGGAGAAGCAGGGAAAGCAGUGGAUGGUCACAGAGGUUUUUUGUCUGAGAACCAGUCUGAUGUUGGGUACCAGUGCACGAAAUCAGCAGAUGGCAGAAAGACAGCAACGUGGCAGGUAGACAUAGGACAGAUCCUUCCCGUUCACCAUGUCAUCAUAUAUUACAGUACUUCAGAUAGAGACGGUUCUUCUUUCCGUAGUCAGAUGUGUGGAUUUUCCCUGUAUAUAUCAAAUACAAGUAAAAACUUUGAAGAUGGAAAAUUUUGUGAUCAUGCUUAUAAGAUUAAAGAUUCCACGAAAAACAUUAGCUGCACUGUUUCUGGAAGAUAUAUCACCUACUACAAUGAAAGGAGGUCAGACCACAGAUAUUCUAACUGUUCUACUUUUGCUCAUAAUGACUUAUGUGAGGUGGAAGUCUACGGAUGUUCUCAUUUGGGCGCUCUUGGUGUAAACUGCACCGUACCCUGUCCCGGAUAUUGUGAUUACUGUGAUGAAAAUGGAACGUGUUUGUCCUGUAAAAAUGGCCUCGACGGUCAUUUCUGCAACAUGAGUGAGCUGAACACUUUAGGUCAUAGUGACAGAAUUAGAUACAGUUUUCCCUUUUCCAUUGUGGUCCCAGUUGUCCUUGUCAGUUCUGUUGGGAUUGUUGUUUUAUUAUCAGUUGUGAUUAUUCAGCGAAAAACUAUUUUGAAGCAAAGGAAACAGGAUACAGAUAGAGAAAAAUACAACAACUUCAUAUCACAGGCAGAUAAUGCUACUUAUGACACAAUACUAAAAAGAGACAGCUAUGGCUAUGAAGAGGCCGAAGAAAGAUAUCAAACCGUAUUAUAACAGUGUUGAAUGAGGAAAAUACUUUUUCAGAAAAAAAUUUAAAAAAUAUCACGUGGACAAGUAUUAAUGAAGACAGAUUUAAGAAAGAUAUGCAUUUUCAUUUUACGUUGUAUGUAUGAAAGUUUACGGAUUGGUUUUUGUAAUUCUGUACAUCUAUAAAUUUAUUUACACACAUACUUCAGUAGUAAGUAGU
Messenger RNA from Saccostrea echinata, 1131 nucleotides. RefSeq lists its product as uncharacterized. Bases 105 to 938 code for a protein of 277 amino acids. The transcript is spliced from 6 exons. The record is from RefSeq and is a predicted model, not a curated record. NCBI's taxonomy places the organism in Eukaryota, Metazoa, Mollusca, Bivalvia, Ostreida, Ostreidae.